Glycine soja is the source of this 564-nucleotide messenger RNA. Its product is annotated as ATP-dependent DNA helicase PIF1-like. Gene Ontology annotation, molecular function: DNA helicase activity. Gene Ontology annotation, biological process: DNA repair; telomere maintenance. NCBI's taxonomy places the organism in Eukaryota, Viridiplantae, Streptophyta, Magnoliopsida, Fabales, Fabaceae. The coding region runs from base 1 to 564 and encodes 187 amino acids. The record is from RefSeq and is a predicted model, not a curated record. The transcript has 3 exons.
AUGGCCUCAACUGGGGUUGCAGCGUUUUCCAUAAAGGGGCAAACUUUGCACUCAUUUUCUGCGAUCCAUAACACCACCAAUUUUGAUCCUCAAAAUUUGUUUGAGGUGAUUAUGAGGAAGAUUGCAACCAGAACUUGGGAUAAGGUUGAGGCUUUGGUCAUAGAUGAAAUUAGCAUGGUGGAUUCAAAGCUAUUUGAUGGCCUAGAGUUUGUUGCCAGAAAGUUGAAGGAUGUGGAUAAGAGGUGGGGAGGAAUUCAGCUGAUUGUGGUUGGGGAUUUCUUCCAGUUGUCCUCUGUUGGUGAGACUGAGAAGUCAAAGGUUGAUAAGAAGUUGAAGUCAGAGCCGAAGAGUGUGAACGAGAAAAGGCUUAAAAGCUUGCAAAAGGAAUGUUUUGUUUAUAGAGCCAUUGAUAGCGGUGACGAUUGUUGGAAGAAGCAGUUUGAGCAUGGGGUAACACCUGAUGUGGUUACCAUUUGCGAAGGUGCCAGGGUGUUACGUGCUGCACUUGUUGCUGAACUUCGAGGGUCAGCACCUCCAGAAGAAGAAGAAGAAGAAGAAAGCUAA